GCAGCUGUAGCACUCCUUGCAGUCAAUCUGAACCUAUUCCCAGAAGAGCUCUACAAGAAAAGAGGAGGGCGUGGACAAGUGAAGGAUUGGGCCAACCUUGAAGCAUCCAAGUUCCGUCUACUUUGUGCACAUGUGGUUCGGAUCACAUACCGUACACGGGUGGCAAGGUGGGAUAUUAAUAUGCAUCUCACUCUCUUCCUGGCCUAA
Messenger RNA from Cladocopium goreaui, 207 nucleotides. NCBI's taxonomy places the organism in Eukaryota, Dinophyceae, Suessiales, Symbiodiniaceae. The record is from the annotation of a GenBank genome assembly.